Messenger RNA from Paramuricea clavata, 720 nucleotides. The record is from the annotation of a GenBank genome assembly. NCBI's taxonomy places the organism in Eukaryota, Metazoa, Cnidaria, Anthozoa, Malacalcyonacea, Plexauridae.
AUGACGUCAUCGGAACAGCGGUCACGUGCCUGGUGUAUUGCAAAGACAGCAAACAGAACUCAAAGGUGGUCAACUAUUUCGAAGUUUUUACCAACAAGAAAGCGAUUUGAAGAGAUAUAUUUGUUGUCUAAACGAAGACACGACUGCCAAGGUAAUUUCCGUGGUUUUAAUGCCAGGAUCGGACGAAUCAGCAACGUAUUUAACGCCAUUUUAUUAUCAAACAUAGCCGCCAUAUUUAUUUGGAUUUUCAUAUAUCAGCCAACAUUCGUUUACUGCUUUUUGAUGUAUGAAUAUUUUUGUAGCUGCGGUACAUGAAACGUGAGUGAAUCGUUCGACCUAAAUAUCCUUUGAAUUUAAAAUUUCUUCUUGGUUUAAAACAUGAUUUAUAUAGGAAAUAUGUCUUCAAAAUAUUAUACGGCUCAGUGUAUUUCCAAGUACGUAAAAAAUGUUCGAUCUACGCAUGAUUCAUUUCAUUUGGUUUUUAGGUAGUGACACUUUUCAAGUAUACAUAUCUUGUCAAAUGUUGACAAAUACAAGCCACAUAUUUUGACGAAGGUGCUUUUUUCGCUUAUAAAGUACAGUACAGUUGCGUAUUAAAUUUUUACGUGACGUUCGCGGUCGUUGGGGGAAAAAAUAAUCGACUUGUUGUGAAGAGGCGUAUUGAAUUCCACCCUUUAUAUUAUUUUUCUUUUAGAAAUGCCCUUGCAAUGGCUCGAUUAG